Molecule: messenger RNA, 1035 nt
Organism: Striga hermonthica
Lineage: Eukaryota; Viridiplantae; Streptophyta; Magnoliopsida; Lamiales; Orobanchaceae
Source: the annotation of a GenBank genome assembly
AUGGUUUUGCCGAUGAAUACAGGUGCAGAAGGUGUAGAAACAGCUUUGAAACUAGCAAGAAAAUGGGGCUAUCUUAAGAAAAAAAUUCCAAGAGAUGAGGCCAUAAUUGUUUCUUGCUGUGGCUGCUUUCACGGUCGAACAUUAGCUGCUAUUUCUAUGAGCUGUGAUAAUGAGGCAACACGUGGCUUUUGGCCUUUGUUGCAAGGCCACGUCAAAGUUGAUUUUGGUGAUAGUGCAGCACUUGAGACAGUAUUUAAAGAGAAAGGGGACAAAAUUGCUGGUUUUCUGUUCGAGCCUAUUCAGGGGGAGGCAGGGGUAAUUAUUCCACCUGAUGGUUAUUUGCAAGCUGUAAGAGAACUUUGCUCGAAAUAUAAUGUUCUAAUGAUUGCUGAUGAAAUACAAAGUGGGUUAGCACGUUCCGGAAGAAUCUUGGCUUGUGACUGGGAAAACGUUCGCCCUGACAUUGUAAUACUGGGAAAAGCACUUGGUGGUGGAGUAUUGCCUGUUAGUGCAAUUCUUUCAGACAAAGAUGUUAUGCUCUGUAUACAGCCCGGAGAACAUGGGAGCACUUUUGGAGGGAACCCUUUGGCCAGUGCAGUUGCCAUUGCAUCACUAGACGUGAUCAUAAACGAGAAACUUGCCGAAAGAUCCGACCAACUCGGAGAAGAACUCAGGCGACAACUCAUGAGGAUACAAAAGCAAUUUCCUGAGCUCGUAAAGGAGGUAAGAGGUAAAGGAUUGUUCAAUGCUGUGGAGCUCAACGGGAAAGCCUUGGCACCCGUGACCGCAUAUGAUAUAUGCCUCAAGCUCAAAGAGAGAGGGAUUCUUGCUAAACCGACACAUAAUUCUAUUGUUCGUUUAACCCCUCCUCUAACAAUAAGCCUGGAUGAGCUUCAAGAAGGCUCAAAAGCACUACACGAUGUGUUGGAACACGAUCUCUCGAAGAUGAAGAAAGAGAAGCCAAAUGCACCGUCUCACGAUACGGAUUCAAAUGCAUGCGACCGAUGUGGGCGUAACCUGUACGACUCUUCUUAA